Molecule: messenger RNA, 2053 nt
Organism: Acipenser ruthenus (sterlet)
Lineage: Eukaryota; Metazoa; Chordata; Actinopteri; Acipenseriformes; Acipenseridae
Product: reticulophagy regulator 3-like
Exons: 9
Coding region: 553-2022 (489 amino acids)
Biological process (GO): reticulophagy
Source: RefSeq, a predicted model, not a curated record
CGUAGGACGCAGUAGGUCACGCACUAGCGCGCAGGUACGCCGAAUCGGGCUGUACGGAAUUUGACAGUGUGGUACGGAAACAUCGAGGAUCAGGCUACGCCAUUUUGGGGAUGCAUCAUAAAUAACGCAAAACAGACAGUAGUUUGCCCCCUACCUUUUUGGGAAUAUAAUUGAGACUGGUGAAACAGUGUUAUGAAAGUGAAAAUAUAUCAUUUGUUGUUGAGAGAAAUUUUGAGACAGCAAACGAAAGGACGCAAGACUGUUUUGUUUUUUUUUUAAUUGUAUUUUUUUUUGUUUUUUUCAUAACAACCAACCAAAGAAAACAACAGCUGGACAUGCAUACAUAAAAAAAUAGAUAUAUACAAAAUGUAGGGGUUUUUCUUUUGUUCAAAAGAAAAUGACACCUGUUUGACAUGCAUUUUUAGUCGAGACGUCAUUUUGUAGUUUGGACGGACCGCGGCUUGUGUAACUAAUUAACUACCUGGGUAUUGGUGUUGUGAGGUUGUCGUAUUUUUGUGGUCUUGUUUAAAUAUUUAUAUUAUUAAUGUAAAGAUGGCGCUGGCGGGGGGAGAGGGAGAUACAACGAGAGGACCUGAAUCGAAACCGAUACCGCCGGCUUUUGGAGCUGCAAGUGUGGGUCUUCGGAGCCGACCCGGUUCCAGCGAACGGGACAGCCAGGUCAGAGUGUUCAGAUCAUCACUGCUGCAGCGACUGGGACCCUACGAGCCGGUCGUGACCUGGCUGCAGUCGGUGCUGGUGUGGGAAAAGCCCUUGCAGAGCGUGUUGCUGUACUUGGUAGUUAACGCUAUGUUCUGGUUGUUCACACUGACGUCUCUCCGGUUGUUUUUCCUGCUUUGCUUUGGCCUGAUUGUCGUCGUGUGUGUGGACACAUGGAAAAACAGAAUCUGGCCUCAAAUCCGAGUUAAACAGCCAGGUGACUCUGACAAUGAAAGCUGGGGGCUUGUACACCCAAGACUGCUUAGCGUGCCAGAGCUUUGUCACCACAUGGCAGAGAUAUGGGUCAGUGGAGCGUCCUUUGCACAAAACCUGGUGCAUUUCAAACAACACAAUCCUGGCAAGUUUUGUCUUUUAGUCUGUGGAUUCUUCAUGUUCUUUGCAGGGCUGGGCCGCUGUGUUCCAGGGUUUCUGCUUUCGUACUUCAUUUUGCUGUCAGUUCUGCUGUGGCCCCUGGCUGUUUAUCACAGGGUGGGUCAGCGAAUCCAUGCCCGGCUGGAGCCUGCCCUGCUGCGGCUGGAUUUCAGCGUGCGCGGGUACAUGAUGUCGAAGCGGAAAGAAAGGCAAAUGCGUGGCAAACCGUUCUGUCGGGAGCCAGUGGCAGAUGGAAGCGACAGUGAAGAGGAACUGGCUGCUUUUUGUCCUAAGCUUGAUGAUUCGCUGGUGGCUAGGGAGCUGGCUGUCACUGACUCGGAGCAUUCGGAUACUGAAGUCUCUUACACAGACAAUGGGACGUUUAAUCUGUCCAGGGGACAAACGCCACUCACAGAGGGAUCAGAGGAUCUGGACCGCCACAGCGAUCCUGAAGAAUCAUUUGCCAGAGAUCUUCCAGAUUUUCCUUCCAUCAAUCCCGACGCCACCCUGCUGGAUGACGAUGAUGAUGACACCAGCAUCGGGAUCCCCAAUGUACCCUACAGAUCCCUGACCCAGGAGGAAGCGCGCUUGCACUCGGACCAAGAAGACACCGAUACAGAGCUUCCACCUGCUCACGACUUCACCAGUGACAUUGCUGGGAUCAUAGCCAGCAACAUGAUUCAGGCAGCCCUGGUCGGAGCUAUACAGGGCCCUGCCAGGAGAGACAAUCCCCAGAGGGCGCCCCCUAGAGGCUACCGCAAACAGUCCAGCUCUGAACUGGACACUGAUGGGGAAGGGGAUGAUUUUGAAAUGCUGGACCAGUCUGAGCUUAACCAGAUUGAUCCGAUUGGUUCUCAGAGCGGAGGGAGUGGCCAGCAGCAGCAGCAGCAUUCCGCUUCGGGGUUUCUAUCUAACCUCCUGAGGAAACAGUAGCGAGUUGUGUUUUUUUUUUGUUUUUUUUUUU